Chlamydomonas reinhardtii is the source of this 2241-nucleotide messenger RNA. RefSeq lists its product as uncharacterized. Bases 341 to 1228 code for a protein of 295 amino acids. The transcript is spliced from 7 exons. The record is from RefSeq and is a predicted model, not a curated record. NCBI's taxonomy places the organism in Eukaryota, Viridiplantae, Chlorophyta, Chlorophyceae, Chlamydomonadales, Chlamydomonadaceae.
GAGAUUGGGGGUGCGCUACUGGAGGCCCAACUUCCGACCAGGCGGACACUGGAGGCGGAGCGUUUGGUUGCAUGUAGCGGCCGCACAGCGGUAUAAAUUGUGGACAGCAACUUCGCUUUGUAAUACCCGGUGUUAAGGCACUAAGCAUUCUCAUAGUAAACAGCGACGGCAUUACCGAACUAGUGUUUGACCUUUGUAGCGCAACGACGCUCCGAAGCCGCCACAUAACACCGCAAUUUGGUGUGCGCUGUUGACCCAUAGCGUAAACACAUAAGCUGCAUUCCAUAUCAAGCUUCGGGCUUGUCGCGGAAGGCUCCUAAACACAGACAGGAAUCGACAGAUGGCUCGCCAGCUUUCGCUGCGGUGGGCGCUCGUCGCCCUUUGUGCCAUCUCCUUGGCAGCCUCUGUGCAGGGCGCGCGUGUGCGGGCGUUGCGCACUGAUGCCGCCACCGAGCAACUAGCCUCCGAGCUGGUCGGCCGCCGCGCGCUUGACGCCGGCGAGAUCCUGCCCAACCCCGUCCAGACCGCCGAGUUGUCAGACCCCCUCCGCCGGGGCAACCGCGUCGGCAGCGUCGCCGGCCAGACCGACGUCGGCGCCACCACCGACGACGGAACCCCCGCCGCUGUGCCCACUCCUGGCUUCGGCCACGACGUGUCCCCCACGCCCCCCUCCCCCUCUCCCAUCUACCCCCCCUCGUACGGCAGCCCCGAGCCCAACCCCAGCGGCCGCAGCCCCCGCCCCGCCCGCAGCCCCCGCCCCAAGGCUAACCCCAGCGUCAGCGCGCCUCCGCUGCCUGCCUACGGCGGCGAGGAGGAUGCGUCGCCGCCGCCGCCCGUGUACGCUAGCCCCAAGCUGCCCAGCCCCCGGCCCAAGGCCGCCCCCGGCACCCGCGCCCCACCCCUGCCGCCUCCCUACCGCCUGGACUGCGUGGGCGAGGGCUACAAGGUCAACGCACGCGCCGUGAACGAGAAGGCCCCCUUCAUUGACUUCCCCGUGAACACCAAGCACACGCACGCUCAGAACCUGGUGGCCUGCGAGGCGGCGUGCAUUGCCAAGAGCAAGUGCAAGAGCUUCUACUACCGCGGCGAUGGGCACUGCUACCUGAUGCGCGCCUGGGGCCGCUUUGUGUACGGCGGCUGGGACACCAUCAAGACUUGCAAGGUGGUCUACCCCGAUGAGGAGUACCUGCUGCCCAAGUCGGCGGCCGAGGACGCCGCCGGCAACUAAGGGCCGCCAUACCCUCACCAUCACCAUGCGUCCGUCUGUCAAGACCCAUCGCAAGACCCCCAACCUGUUCACACGAGAGGCGGCUCUUCGCAGCCCGCGCAGCGAGAGCGGUCGUGACUGACACAAGAGGCAGGAGAGGCCAGGGCAGGAUGCAUGUAGCAGUAGUUGAAGACUCUGACACGACAACGACAAUAAGGGACUGGGACUGAAGGAUUGGUGCGCGCGCGGCGCUGUGGCCAAGCCGGGUGGGGUGACUCAUCCGGCAAGUGCGGGAGAAUUCAUGGCCUUGGGAGCAAGACAUCCCUUUGACUGAUUCCUACCGUGGCUUGUGCCACACGUGUUAGCUGUGGCGAGCGCGCGUGCGUAACGCGUCGGGGCUGUGAACUGUGCCUCGCUCGCCGCGCGUGUUGCUUGCCUGCCUGUCUGCGCGCGCGCAUUCAUGGGAACCCUGCGAAUGGGCCGGUACGCGCUACAUGGACACACAUGUCUGGCGGAAGUGUGCACUGUGCGCUUUGUUCUCUUCUUACUUGAGGACUAGUUUGAGUCCUUUUUUGAGCGUCAUUCUUUCUGCCCUGGUGUGUGCGAUGAUUGACGUAGCAUGCGGUGUGUACAUAAUCGUGGGGCGCGGCGGUCGUGGCCAUGUGGAUAGCUUAAAAGACAUGCGGUGUUCGUUCCGCCUGGGGCUUAGACUACAAAAUUGGAUGAUGCAUUUAGUGAGACGGCGCGUGCCAACCCACGGCGUCCUGAUGCUUGCUUAGGUUGGCAUGGGCCCUGAGUGUUUGACCCGUCGUUUAGAUUACUUAGAAUGCCCAUAGCUUCUUAGAAAAGAUGAUGAACUUAGCGCUGAUGAUUCUAGCACCCUAGCUCAAGCACUGGCUAUCAAGCACACGUGCUGUCCCUCAUUGGGGAACCUGGCGGCUCUUGGCGAAUGAGGAUGGCAGUAGGCCUCGGCAAUGGGCCGCACGCGCCAUGCCACGCAUGUGCCUGCAUGCCCGAUGUAACGCGCACAAGGC